Molecule: messenger RNA, 1874 nt
Organism: Dryobates pubescens (Downy woodpecker)
Lineage: Eukaryota; Metazoa; Chordata; Aves; Piciformes; Picidae
Gene: CFAP206
Product: cilia and flagella associated protein 206
Exons: 12
Coding region: 1-1866 (621 amino acids)
Biological process (GO): sperm axoneme assembly; regulation of flagellated sperm motility; regulation of cilium beat frequency
Cellular component (GO): ciliary basal body; axoneme
Source: RefSeq, a predicted model, not a curated record
AUGGCUAGUGACCAGACUGAAAGUGUCCUCAAGAAAAUAAUUCGUGAAGUCGGCCAAGAAUGCGCUGCCCAGGGACAAGCUGUUUCGGAGAGCUUGGUGGCGUUCCUGGUGAAAGCUGUUUGUUUAGGUCCGAGAAGUAACUUUCACCUGGAUCAAAACCUUACAGAAAAAGAUGUGCAAAGCCUUUCCCAGCUCUGUGUUUCCAGGCUGCUUGACACAUCAAACCCAUCCCUGAGCACAAUUAAGAUGCAAGUUUACUUUGAUUUGAACUAUACAAACCAAGCUGGAUUACUCAGUGAGCAGCGACGUGUUCUGGAGGGAAGGCUGGCUCCUGUGGUCAGAGAGAUCACAGGCAGUCAUCCUUGUGUGCAAGAAGAAAUGGAGAAUCUGUAUCAAAAGAUCAUUAGCUACAUGCUGCUGAGCUCUGGCCUGGGAUCCCCAACAGAUCUUGAGGCUGUCAGAGAGGUAACAGCUGCCCUGCAGAGUGUAUUCCCCCAGACAGAGCUGAUCACUUUCAUCUCACUUGGUAAGAAGAACAAAGAGCAACAGCUGAAAAAUCUUGCCAUGCUAGUCACAGGAAUUCGGUUGUACAACAAGGAACUGAGGCAAGGAGGAAGCAGCAUUGAUGACUUGCCAGCCAUUCUGAAUGAAGCCAUCCCAGCAGCUACACAGACUGUCAAGGAAGGUCUUAAUACUUGCCAUAUGCUAGCCUACCAGUACACAGCCCUGUUGGAAUCCAUGGAGGAGGACCAGCACAGAUACACACAGCUUAGUUCUCUGAAACUAAAAGAAGCGCUGUUCAAUGUGAGACAGCACGAGGCCUUCCUCCGCAUCCUUCUGUCUGAUGCAACUACAAGUGCUGAAGAAACUGAAAAGAUGAAUGUGCAGUUUGCAGCAACAAUGGAGCAGCUGAAAAGCACAGUGCAGAAUAAGGUUUCCAUAGACACCAAAGAAGUUUUUCCACUCUUUGCUGAGCUCUCUAACCUCUGGGCCAGCUUCCAGGAUGAGAUACUUCUGCUAAGAUUCCUCACAAAUAUGACCAACAGUCUGCAACAGUUCUCAGAAAUCCAUUCCAAGCUUUUUCCUGAGGAAGUGCUAACAUCUCUUCUGGAAGGAGUGACUGUGAAAACUGAUGAGGAGAGGAUAAGAGAAACCAUGGGUACCAGAGUCAAUGCUUCUGAUUUCAAGAACCAAGAAUGGCUUUUUCCAGAGUCUACUGAUAAUUUGGACCAGUUGCUAAUCCAGUAUUGUGGUUUCUGUGCACAUGCAAUUGGUGUGAAAGGCCUCACCCUCCCAGGAAAUCCUGCUAUUGGAAUUUUGAAGCACAGAGAGAAAUGUUAUGUUUUCAGUUCCAAAGAAGCUGCCUACACCUUUGCUCAAGAUCCAGAUAAGUUCAUCCAAUUGAAUGUAGAAAAGGCACAAGAAUAUGCAGAGCUAAUUCAACUGCUCGAGUAUCAUCAUCAGUUUGAGUACCUUGCUCCAUAUGCUCAGGCCACAAAAGCAGACAAGUGUUUGAUGAAACCAACCAUAAAAUGUGACAGUAGUACUCAAACUGAUACUCAUAUCUUGCCUCCAACUAUUGUGGCAUCCUAUGAAUGGAAUGAAUGGGAACUGAGAAGAAAAGCUAUAAAAUUGGCCAAUUUGCGCCACAAGUUGACUCAUGCCGUGCAGACUGACCUCAGCCAUAUGAGGAGAAACAACUGCACCCAAGUGUACCUGCCAAAAGAUGUUAGCACCCAGGCUAAGCGUGACAACUCAAGCAAUGUACCCAAACCACAGAUUUUCUUGGAAGGUCUUCGAGGAGGAUCAUCCCCUACUACUCAUAUGGUCAAAGUAGACUUAACAAGACCAAUAGAUGAAACCUAAGUGAAGGU